AUGGACAUCGACAAAUCCGCCGCCCCACCUCGACCACGCCCCCGACGAACCGUCAAGAGAUGUCUCUGCAUAUCAUGUAUCCUCCUCGCCUGCGGUAUAGGGGUAUUCCUCGCUGUCACUGUAUUCUCAGCUGCUAAAACUACCAUAUCAUGGUUCAAAGACCCUCAUAAAGCUCUCGUAUAUAACGGGACAAUCACACCCAACUUGUCAAGCUCUCAGGUGGUCAGACCGUUGAUCGAUCUCGAGACGAAGUUUGAUAUCUUAUUUACGGUGUAUGGUAGAAUACCGAAUGAUGAGGUGGAAGAUGAGAAGCAGAGAAAGGAAUAUCAAGAUCAGAUUGAUAAAGAUACGGAAACGGAUACCGAGACUUAUACGGGGAACGAAUUAGCUCUAUCAGCGAGAGUGGGUAGAUCACCUGUAGAGAUUAGGUAUCUCCCUCAAGAGAGGACGAUCUAUCAGAAUGUAGUAUUCAGAGGGUUGACAUUGGAGGAUAAGGAUGUGGAAAAGACUAUCAACUUUGAUCUACCAUUGAAAAGGUUCUACGACCACUUCCUCUACGCACCGGACGUACGGGCUGCUAUUGCACUGUUACCACAACGACCUAGUAAAUUAGACAGAUUAGAUAAUUUCACAAGUUGGAAACCUGAAGAAGCAGAAUUCCCUAUUCGAAUAGAUGACAACUUCAUAGCCACUUCGUCUCUCUACCCUCGUACCGAGGAAUAUGCUAUCCAAUGGAAAGCUCUCGAACAGAUGACUUACGCAUUUCCACUUAUCGAAUUCUUCAAUCACGGUGAUCCAUGUAACUCUACCAAAGCUGAUUCAGAUGAGGAUGAGCUCGAAGAAGAUGAUUUGUAUGCUAGUAUCAUAGCCGACGUAGAUGGACACCAGGAGCCGCCGAAGCCUGAUGAGGAGAACGAGAAAUCGGAGAAGGUGAAGAACGUGAAAAGGGAGAAAUCAUGGAUGCAUCCUCAUAUAGUGACUAGAUCGCAUGUGUAUGUUAUGAAGGAGACGAGAUUGCUCGAUAGGAAGGCUUAUGAUAAAGCUCAUAAGGAACUGCGCAAAAACGCCUGCGGUAAAGGCUCUUUGGGUCAUCACGUCUCGAGAUUCCUUUGCUCCAGGACAUAUGUAUCAAAUGGUUAUUGGGAAAAUCGAUUCGUCCUGAACCCAUUAGAAGGUCAGAAGAAUAAAGAGUUGGCUUAUGGACCUUAUAUUGAUGCGAUUUUCCAUGCUGCGGGGCCUAAGGAUGUCCACGCCCUUCCAGUCAGUCGACACAAUUGCUCCGCUUCGAACAAUAGCACGAUUAUAUCAGAGCCAGUCCUCGAUCCAGAAUAUCUCCCAGUCAAUUACACCAUCCGAUUCUCAUCCCUCACACCAGCAAGAGUAGGCUUGUUAAACCAUUUCGUUCAGCCUAAACGAGUGUCACACAAUGCUAGUGAAUUCGAGAUUGCCCAUUCUCAUAAUGAGUGGGAACAGGCCAGUGGGGUAUUUGGAGCCAAGAAAGAAGGUACUCACCCAAUUCGACGUUUGAUCAUCACCACUCUAAGGACUUUAGUGGCUUUCCCAAUCUUAAUCUUAAAUCUCAUCUAUUGGUAUACUCGAACGACUACAGUGGGUAUCAACCAUCCUGCUGCGUACAUCUCUUCUGGUGGGAUGAUCAUCAACGCUUUGGUAUCUCUCGGACAGGGAUUCAAGGAGAUUGACGGAUGGUCAGAUGGAGUGUUGCUGGUGUUAUUGAGUACAUUAGAGUUCAUACCUGCCAUCUUACAGCUCAAGGUAACUCUCCCGAUCGAAAUGGUAAGGAACGGUUGGUGGAAAUUUAAUUUGAAGAGAUGGAGGUGGAGUCAUAAUGAGCGAAAUAGUAUGAGGAGAGGAACAGGGAUAGAUCCAAAGAUUUGGAUAGGAAUAUUCUUAUCUCUCUUCUCGAUUAUCUAUUUCCCAAAUAAAUACUCACUCGCGAUCCUUCAUCCAUCCAUCCUCCCUCCUCCACCUAUCCCUUCUGAGUCUUCAUCAGCAAUAACAGCAAUCCAUGAAUCACCCAUAUUCGCAGCCUUGUCACGCUCAUUCGAGAUUUUCGCAUUGAUCUUACAAAUAUCUCAUAACGCUCACAACUCGACUUUCGCGGGUAAUUACAAAUUAACUACAUAUAUGAUUAUGGGAUAUAGGGUAUCGGAAUUGGUAUAUUUCGUACCGUUCAUCGUGGGGACGUACGAUCUGAGGAUGGGUAUAGCUUAUAUUACUGUUAUAGAAGUGGCUAUUGAAGGAGUGCUGGUUUGGCAAGCUUGGAAGUUACCUAAGAUAGAUCAGAAGUUGGAAGAAGAUCAGAAUCAAGUUGGCAAUUAA
Kwoniella mangroviensis CBS 8507 is the source of this 2340-nucleotide messenger RNA. RefSeq lists its product as uncharacterized. Lineage: Eukaryota; Fungi; Basidiomycota; Tremellomycetes; Tremellales; Cryptococcaceae. The record is from RefSeq and is a predicted model, not a curated record. The transcript is spliced from 7 exons. Bases 1 to 2340 code for a protein of 779 amino acids.